AUGGCUACAAAGUAUGAGUUACCCGAAGAAGCCAACGUAAAACUGCUAAGCAAUUUGGGAGAGGAAGUAGAAAUGAAGACCUUUAAAACAAACGUUCGAUCGACUUUAGAGUAUGACGAAAAUCAAAGGCUGCUUAUCAAAAUUCUUUGCCUCGGAGACUAUACCGGGGGAGUGGACAGAAAAGGGGUACUUAUAAAAGAUUACCUGCAAGUCACACCACCGGCACCGAACCCAUCUAUCGUCCAUCUGGGGCCACUAAUCGGUUGCGACUUUCACUUGAAAACAAUAAAAUGGGAAAAAGUCGGCGAUCACAAUCCAUGGCCAAUUACCAUCAAAUUACAUUUAUUUGAGGUGGCAGAACAAGAGCGCUACUGUACACACAUGAGAAAUGUUUAUUAUAGGGACAGUCAUGGGGCAUUAAUAUUCUGGGGUCGGGGCAAUUCAUCCUCACUGGAUGGAGCCCCGAAAUGGUUGAAAGACGUGAACAGAACUUGUCCAUCAAUUCUGUGCGUUCUUGUCACGGACAACACUUCAAAUAAGCCUCUGUACGGUCCUGGCGAGAAAUUCGAGAAUAAGAUGGCAUUUGAUCAGUUCUGGAAAGAUCACGGCUUUGUCGGUCAUUUUGAGAUCAAGUCCCGUGACUGGGAAUCUGGUGAAAAUAGCGUUUUCGGACAAGCUGUCAACUGCCUUAUUGAGAAGAUUUUAACUGAACGAACUUAA
Messenger RNA from Porites evermanni, 720 nucleotides. NCBI's taxonomy places the organism in Eukaryota, Metazoa, Cnidaria, Anthozoa, Scleractinia, Poritidae. The record is from the annotation of a GenBank genome assembly.